AGCAAGUAUUGCUCUUCUCUGGGUGGCGGGCACACAAACUGGACCUUGUUCCUAAUAGUUUUAGUUAGGAACAAAGUAAAAUCAAGAAAUCUUUGAACUUUAUCAAGUGGGACAUCAAGGUGACAUGAGGUGGGGUUUAGUGCUCGUGGGUGUUCUGCUGUCUUUUGGUUCUCUGUGUUGGGGGGAGAAGGGCCUGGAAUUCCCCGAAUAUGAUGGACAAGACCGUGUCCAUCAAAUGACCAACAAGAACUACAAGUCUGUGAUGAAGAAAUACGAUGUCAUGGUGAUCUACUACCACAAACCUGUUGGCGUGGACUGCAUGUCCAGGAAGCAGUUUGAGGUGGAAGAACUUGCUUUGGAGCUCGCAGCUCAGGUGCUGGAUGAUUUUGAGGAUGAGGACAUCGGAUUCGGCCUGGUGGAUUCAAAGAAAGACAUUGCUGUUGCUAAGAAGCUGGGUCUGAAUGAGGUGGACAGCAUCUACAUCUUUGCUGAUGACGAGAUCAUUGAGUAUGACGGAGAACUGGCGGCCGACACACUGGUGGAAUUUCUCUACGACGUGAUUGAGGAACCCGUGGAGAUCAUCAAUAAUGAGAGAGAGCUCAAAGGCUUUCAUAACAUCGAGGAGGAUAUUAAAAUGAUGGGCUUCUUCAAGAGCGAGAAAUCUCCAUACUUUAUCGAGUAUGAUGAUGCAGCUGAGGAGUUUCACCCCUUCAUCAAGUUCUUUGCCACAUUUGAGCCAAAGAUUGCUAAGAAUUUAAACAUGAAGCUGAAUGAGGUGGAUUUCUACGAGCCGUUCAUGAAUGAACCUGUCACCAUCCCCGGCAAACCCUACACUGAACACGACCUCAUAAACUACAUUGAGGAGCACAACAGACCGACUCUAAGGAAACUGGAGCCCCACAGUAUGUAUGAGAUCUGGGAAGAUGAUAUUAACGGACAGCACAUUGUUGCCUUUGCGGAGGAGUCCGACCCCGAUGGUUAUGAGCUUCUGGAGAUUCUGAAAGAAGUGGCUCAAGAAAACACAGAGAACCCAAACCUGAGCAUCAUCUGGAUUGAUCCUGACGACUUCCCACUGCUGGUGCCAUACUGGGAGAAGACCUUCGGCAUUGACCUCUCGUCUCCUCAGAUCGGCGUAGUGGAUGUGGAGGACGCUGACAGUGUGUGGAUGGAGAUGGAUGACGAAGAGGACAUGCCCACUGUUGAAGAGCUUGACACCUGGAUCAAAGAAGUGAUGGCAGGAAAAAUCAGCCCUGAUGAUGAUGACAACAAUGAUGAUGAUGAUGACGAUGAGUAAAUUCUUGACUCCACCUCAGACAUCACUUCAUUGUUAUAUGAACACGUCAACGACAUUCAUCAUCAUCAGUUUAGCUUAGAACUUGUCCAUCUUUCCACGAGUAUGACAACUUAUUCAUCAGGAACAAAUCCUCAUAUCGGGGAUCACUGUAUGUUUAUGAAAAAGCAUUAUCUGUUUUUCUGCUCUUAUACUUGGAAAUCUUAAGUGAACAACAACAUGUUUUGUUAUUUUUUUAUUAUUAGAUACUUUUAUGAGCAGAGUAAAUGAUGCUCAUGGGAAAGUCUUAGCCUUCCAACAUCUGGAAUGUCAAAAUGAAAGAAAUAGAAAGAAAUACAACGAGAAGAGACAGAGAAACAAGUUUUCAAUGUGUCGUCUUUUCUGUGAGUUUGGGAUCAGCAUCAGUGAGACUUGGGCACCCAUGACCCUGUUACCGGUUAAUUGGUUGUCCUUCUUAGGACCACUUUUGGUAGGUACUAACCAUGGCAUACCGGGAACACCCCACAAGACCUGCCGUUUUGGAGAUGCUCUGACCCAUCACAAUUUUGCCCUUGUCAAAAUUGCUCAGAUCCUCACAAUUGCCCAUUUUUCCUGCUUCCACCACAUUAAAUUCAAGAACUGACUGUCCACUUCCUGUCUAAUAUAUCCCACCCCUUGACAGGUGCCAUUGUAACGAGAUAAUCAAUGUUAUUCACUUCACCUGUCAGUGGUUUUAAUGUUGUGGCUGAUCAGUGUAUAUUAUAAAAGAAAUGUAUAUUCAGAUAAUUCAAAUGCAUUACAUUAUUGUGGCAGGGGAGAUACGCAUUGAUAAGAAAAUACAAAAAGUGCCUUUGGAAUGCAUUGUAUUGUUUAUCUGUAUAUUAUUGAACACUGCUACGGUUCACAUCAAUCCAUUUCGCAAUUGAAUUCGUUAAUCAGUCUGAGAUUUAUUAUAAGGGCGUCAGACGGAUGCAUUUGGAGCGUCUCACUUUGUUUGCUUUGUGUCAUAAACAUACUAUUUUUAGGUUGCUGUAUCAAGUUAAAUGUAGUUUCAUUCUUAGAAAAACACGUUUUGAGAUCUCCAAGUUCGAAUUUGCGCUUUGCGGAUAGUUGUGUUUUGAACGCAAGAAUGCAUCCUCUUGUGCUGUCUGCUGAAGGGUUGGUUUGUUCUCUGUAUAAGCUGUGCAUUGCUGAUACAUAGCUGAAGUUCCACUUACUGCCCCCUGGAGAAAACAGUUGGUACUACAAGCUUGGGAUUUUCAGGAAUAUUUCUUAUGACGGUCCGGGGACAUGAUUAAUUGCAGAAUUUUUUUAUAUAAUUAAUCACACUGAAUUAAUACGUCCCCCGGCAGAUGGCCGCGGCUGCUCCGUUGGGGUGGACGGUAGUGGCGAGAACUCUACUACGGCGUAUCCCUCCUCCAUCCCGGGUUUCGGUACCAGUGUAAAGCAGUUAAAGGAUGGGCAAGGAGGAGGCGAGAACCGGCUUGACGAUAUAAAUCAUAUUUUAAUGAGAAACUCAAAAGACAACAUAAACACACAUGACGGACAUGUCCGCUGACGAUCUCUCUCUCCCGCACGGCCCUCUGCAGUCAGCCUUUAAACCUCACGGAGGCAUAAUUAGCCUAAUACGGGACCGGUGUGUAGUAUCACGACCCGGCCCCGCCCUCCGCCCUGCCACAAUGACAUUCACUGAAAUAAAGGAAAAAAUACUUUUUAUUAAGUUUAAUUCAGUAAAGAAAUUCACUGCAAAAAAACUAUUUCUAGCAAGUGUUUUUGUUUUGUUUUCCAUUUAAAAUUGUCUAAAAAUCCUUAAAACAAGAUACAAGUACAACACAUAAGAUAUUUAGACUUGCAUUAUGAGAAUGUAUAUUAAAUAUAUUAAGUGUAUUUUGUAUAUAAGUGUAUUUUUUCACUUGAUUAUACUUCUGUGAGUGCAAAAAGACAAAAUAUACUUAUAUUCAAGAUUUAUUCUCUAUAAGCAAGUAUAUAUAUAUAUAUAUAUAUAUAUCAUAUCUGCUGCUUCUCAAGUGAAUGCAUCUUUUUUUAUUCAACAUUCUCAGAUAAAACAAUUUUCUUCUGCAGUAUAGAUCCUAAAGUAAAUGAACAUUGUUUUAAAUUAGUUUUAGAUAUGUAUAUUUUGUGUAUAAAGGGGCGAAGACUCUCUCAUCUUUCUGUUCACUUCAAUCCAUCUUUAACUCACAAAAAAACAAACUCUCUCUAUUAAUAAAGCUGCAUAUUGACAGUGAUCUUCAUGAUAAUAAACACACAGUGACAUAUAUUAUGUUUCAAUAAGUCUCGAGUCAUCACGUUAUAAUCUAGCUGCAUUAAGCGUGCACGCUCACAGGAUGAGCAUCCCGUGUCAGAGUGUGCAUCAGCCGGUGCAGUUUCAAUCUCACAACACAUAGAAGAUGUGCUGACCACAUAGAGAAAUGCCAGUUUCAGAGUUUGUAGCAGGCCCUGUUCCAGAUCAAAAUCACUGAGGGUGCUUCUGAAAAUAGUGGGGGUGCUCUGUAUAAAGUAGACAUGUAUCAUAAUUAAAAAUGUUUUAACUG
Messenger RNA from Xyrauchen texanus (razorback sucker), 3822 nucleotides. Its product is annotated as calsequestrin-1-like. Gene Ontology annotation, cellular component: sarcoplasmic reticulum lumen. Gene Ontology annotation, biological process: regulation of skeletal muscle contraction by regulation of release of sequestered calcium ion. Gene Ontology annotation, molecular function: calcium ion binding. The record is from RefSeq and is a predicted model, not a curated record. The transcript has 11 exons. NCBI's taxonomy places the organism in Eukaryota, Metazoa, Chordata, Actinopteri, Cypriniformes, Catostomidae. The coding region runs from base 125 to 1294 and encodes 389 amino acids.